AUGGAGCUUCUCAAGAAAACGGCAGCGCUUCGCAUUGAGCAACAGACACUUAAUAUCCCACAGGAGGAGGUAACCAACAUUUCAUUAAGUGAUGUGCCGUUACUUCCUGAGCGUAUUGCGUGUUUUACAGCUCUUUCGCACCUCACUCUUGUCUCCAUGAAACCAAAGUUGAAAACCCUUUUGGCGAUACCUUUGGACACGCUGAAGUCGCUGCGAAUGCUUGACGUAAGUGACAACAAUAUUACCGUUUCAGCGGAUGAGACCCUUCCUGUGUAUCCCACCAUGCGGAAACUGUUUAUUGCCAAUAACAAAAUUAAUCAGUGGAGCGAGAUGGAGCGACUCGCUACCGCUUUCCCAAACGUCGAAGUACUCGAUGCUGCGAAUAAUAAUGCGUAUGAUUGUUCUCGCCGUGCUGAAGUGUUUGAACUGUUUCCAAAACUGUCAGUACUGGAUUCCAUGUCAAAGGACGGUAGGGAAGUGGCGGUUCUUGACACGGAUGAGGAUAGCAGUGAUGAAGAAGAUGGUGAUGAUGAUGAUGAUGAAAGCUUCCAGUCGUUUGUUAUUGGCGAGGAAUGUGAAGAUGAUGGAAGUGAAUCUGACAGCGAAGAUGAUGAUGAACCCCCUUCUAAGGUUGUGCGAACGGAAUAG
This is a messenger RNA of Trypanosoma brucei brucei TREU927, 648 nucleotides long. RefSeq lists its product as hypothetical. The coding region runs from base 1 to 648 and encodes 215 amino acids. Lineage: Eukaryota; Euglenozoa; Kinetoplastea; Trypanosomatida; Trypanosomatidae. Gene Ontology annotation, cellular component: nucleus. The transcript has a single exon. The record is from RefSeq and is a predicted model, not a curated record. Gene Ontology annotation, molecular function: histone binding.